Molecule: messenger RNA, 218 nt
Organism: Rotaria sp. Silwood2
Lineage: Eukaryota; Metazoa; Rotifera; Eurotatoria; Philodinida; Philodinidae
Source: the annotation of a GenBank genome assembly
AAACGAAAGUUUUUUUUUUUUUUCUUUCUUUCUUUUAGACUAAACAAUAUUCUGAAUUUGAAAUAGAUCCAAUUGAAUUACCACGAAAAUCAUCGUCAUCAUCAAUUAUUGAUAAUAAUUAUCAACAACCAAUUGAUAUGACUACAACAGGAAAUAAUUAUAAUUCAAUUGAUAAUACAACUAAAACUAUUGGAAAAUCUUCACCGAAUAAAGUAUAA